AUGUCUCCUGCCUUGUGCUCCGAGUCCCCUGUAACAGGCUCCAGGCUCCAGGCCCCCAGUGACCUAUCCAUGUUUCAUCUUUUGCUGCUUUUAGGGUUUUGCGCUACUGGUUUCUGUCUCUCUCGUCAAUAUCACUUCAUUAACGAGAAUAAAACUUGGGCCGAAGCGCAGAGAUACUGCAGAGAGAAUUAUGUUGACUUAGCCAGGAUUGAUAAUGCUGAAGAAGAGCUGGCUCUUAUUAAAACAGUAGACAUCAGAAACUACAACCCAGUCUGGCUUGGACUAUAUGAUGAUCUGAACAGCUGGAAAUGGUCCCUGGAUCAUGAUGAUGCUUUCUACCAGGAGGGAAAGACAAGCUUUAGAAACUGGUUUAUACAUAAACCAGGGAACUGGUAUGAAACCAGACUGUGUACUAUCUUUGUGGGGUUUAGUGGUGUAUGGCAGGAGAAUCAAUGCUCUGAGGUGCUUCCAUUCAUUUGCUUUGAUGGGCGGGUAAAUACCAGUGAAAGAUAUGUCGUGCUUAAUCAGUACAUGAACUGGACCGAAGCUCAGAGAUACUGCAGAGAACAUUACACGGAUCUGACUAUUGUGAGGAACAAGACUGAAAACCAGAAGAUCAGAUCAUUAUUACAUAAUUAUUUCGGUUAUUAUACUGCUGUAUGGAUCGGCCUGUACAGAAACAGGGCUUGGUCAGAUAGAAGCAGCUCUGCUUUCAGCAACUGGAAACCUGGACAACCAGAUAAUUAUGAUCAGAAUGAAUACUGUGCUGCUGUGUCAUUGAAUAAUGCCGAUUCUGGGAAAUGGACAGAUGAAAACUGCAUUCAAUCUAUUCCAUUCCUCUGCUAUAGAACAAUGUCUGCAACAUCUCCCCGUGUAUACCACUUUGUAAAUGAAAGUAAGACCUGGAUUGAAGCACAGAGGCACUGCAGAGAGAAUUACACUGACCUGGCUACCAUUGAGAACAUGGAGGAAAUGAAAAAGCUCCUUAAUGCAGUAAAUACGAGCUACUCAGGUUUGGCCUGGAUUGGAUUAUAUGAUGAUCCGGACAGCUGGAGAUGGUCUUUGGAUGAUGAUAGUUUGUAUAAGGAAGGAGAGAAAAUGUACACUGGGUGGUACCAUGAACCUGAUAACUACAACGGAAAAGAGCUGUGUGUGUUUAUUCGCUCUGACGGCAAAUGGUCUGAUGGAGAUUGUAACAAUUAUAUAAAUUUCGUUUGCUAUGAUGGAAGAAAUGUAACAGAUGGUUACAUCUGGGUUGCCCAGUUCAUGCCCUGGGCAGAAGCUCGGCAUUACUGCAGACAGCAUUACACAGACCUGGCCAGUGUGAGGAAUCAAGAAGAUAAUAAAAAAAUCCUCAACCUCACAGGUGGCUCUCCUGCUUGGAUUGGCUUAUACAGGACCAGACUCUGGUCAGACCAGCACGAGUCUACCUAUGAAAACUGGAGACCAGCCAGUCCAUAUAUUCCAGAACAACCAGACAAUGGUUUAUAUGUUUUUUGGGAACAUGGCAAUCAGCAUUGCACAGCUCUAUCACUUAGAGAUUAUGGGCAGUGGACAGAUGAGGACUGCUUAGCUUCAUUCCCUUUUGUCUGCUAUAACAAAUUCUGCCCAGGAUCAUUAUGCACCCGUCAGUAUCACUUUGUUUCUGAGAACAAGACCUGGACUGAAGCCCAGAGAUACUGCAGAGGGAAUUAUACUGACCUGGCCACCAUUACUAACAUGGAGGACAUGGAAAAACUGCUUGAUGCAGUAUAUGGCACCUAUUCUGGUUUAGCAUGGAUUGGACUGUAUGAUGACCUGAACAGCUGGAAAUGGUCUCUAGAUGAUGAUCAUUUUUACAAGGAGGAAGAGAGAAACUUUAGAAACUGGUUUAUAUACAAACAGAGGAAUUGGUUUGGAAAUAGUUUGUGUGUAUACUUUUCAGGUUUUGAUGCAAUAUGGUGGGGAGCUUCUUGUUAUACCCCAAUGCCAUUCAUUUGCUUUGAUGACAGGCAAAAUGCCAGCGAGAGAUACAUCCUUAUUUAUCAGUACCUGAACUGGACCGAAGCUCAGAGAUACUGCCGAGAGCAUUACACAGACCUGACCAGUGUGAGAAACAAGACUGAGAACCAGAAUAUUAAAACAUUACUAUAUAAUAAUAAUUAUAGCGGCAGCGUAUGGAUUGGCCUGUAUGAUACAAGGUCUUGGUCAGAUAAGAGCAACUCUUCUUUCAGCCACUGGUAUCCAGGGCAACCUGAUAAUUAUGGAGGAAAUGAAUACUGUACUGCAGUUUUCACAUUAUCUGGGAAAUGGACAGAUGAAAACUGUGAUCAGGCUUUUCCAUUCUUUUGCUACAGUUCAAUGCCAUCGUUCUCUCACCACUAUCACUUCGUCAAUGAGAAUAAGACCUGGACUGAAGCACAAAGAUACUGUCGAGAGAUUUACAGAGACCUGGCUACCAUUGAUAACAUGGAAGAAAUAUACAGUCUCCUUAACACAGUAAAUGGCAGCUACACAGGUUUAGCCUGGAUUGGAUUGUAUGAUGUUCUGGAUGACUGGAGAUGGUCUCUUGAUGAUGAUGCUUUCUAUAAGGAGGACGAGCGAGAGUUCAGAGGAUGGUACCGUGAACCGAAUAACUAUAAUGGAAAAGAACUUUGUGUUUCAAUGUACUACACAGGGGAAUGGUUUGAUCAGCAGUGUACACAGAGACUGGGAUUUGUGUGCUAUAAUGGUACCAACAACACAUAUGUAUGGAUUUCUGAAAGAAUGACUUGGGAAGAAGCACAGAGUUUUUGCAGAGCAAAUCACACAGACCUGGCCAGUGUGAGGAAUGAGAGUGAGCUUCAGGAGAUACUGAGCAUCACACAGGGCUAUGAUGUGUGGAUCGGUCUCUACAGGAACCGGUUAUGGUCAGAUCAGAGCAACUCGACUUUUACGUACUGGAGAAAAGAGAAUCAACCACAUGUUAUAGCAGAACCUGAUAACGGCUUGUACUCGUUUGAUCAGUUUGGAAAUCAACACUGCACCGUAAUGGGUUCUACUGGCAAAUGGAUCGAUGAAAACUGCUUAGCCAGCUUCCCGUUCCUUUGCUACAGUAGUGAGUUCAAGUCUUUUCUCUGUGCUAAUAAGAAUUAA
Messenger RNA from Hemibagrus wyckioides, 3114 nucleotides. RefSeq names its product C-type mannose receptor 2-like. The record is from RefSeq and is a predicted model, not a curated record. NCBI's taxonomy places the organism in Eukaryota, Metazoa, Chordata, Actinopteri, Siluriformes, Bagridae. The transcript has 10 exons. The coding region runs from base 1 to 3114 and encodes 1037 amino acids.